Closterium sp. NIES-67 is the source of this 6226-nucleotide messenger RNA. The record is from the annotation of a GenBank genome assembly. NCBI's taxonomy places the organism in Eukaryota, Viridiplantae, Streptophyta, Zygnematophyceae, Desmidiales, Closteriaceae.
AUCAUGCAGGUAUCCUGUCUUUUCUGAGAACCAUCUCUUUAGCGCUUUAGGAGACACCGUAGGCACGUAGUACUAGGCACUCUCGCGGGAAACUUCAGGUUGCGAGUAGAUAUUGGUAGCUGCGGUGGAUCCUUGCUAUGAUCCCUGUUUGAUUCAUUUGUCAGCUCUAGUUUCGGCAUUAGCUUCGAGCUCUGCUCAUAUUCAUGUUGCCUUUUGGAACGUGCACACCUAGUUAGAUCGGAAGAUUAUUAUACUAACCGAGACCUAAGCUUGAUAGAAACCUCAACCAUUCCACAACAGGAGCGUCGUUCUCAACCGAGCAGUAGGUCCUUGUCUCAAGUCUCGUAGGCAAAGCCGUAGUUAAGUUGAAGGGAGAUCGUAUAGUUGCUAGUUUCUCCGUUUUUUUUGCGUCGCAAGGACAGCAGGUGCCAUGGAUCCAUCUCGUAACUCCGUCCCUGAUUCGGCUUCCGACUUCCUGAACCGUGUUACAUCCUUUCGGACCACAGCGGCACCUGUAAACGCGGGAUCUCAGGAGAUCGGAGUGUUAUCUCAGGGAAAUCCAGCAGGGAAUCAGGCUCUACCGCCUGUGCGAAUCGUUCACGCCACGCAAGUACCCCUGACCGUACCAUCCCAGAGAAUCAGUCCUCUUACAACGGCAUCUGCAAGCCUACCGACUCUAAGGACCGGUCAGCCAGUGCUGAUGCAUCAAAACUUACCGUAUCAGUCGACCAAUCAGGCCACGCACGCGACAAUAGCAGGAUCGAUAAGGCAGAAUCUAUCAUCUCGAAGCCCCGUGGCUCAAGCGCAGAACCAGCAGAUUCCGGGAGCUCAGCUGAUCCUGGGAACAGGCUUACAGCAGGGAGCACCGCAUAUGCAGGGAGUUACAGUGCAGCCAUCCUGGCAGCAGGACUGGCAGGAGAAUCUGCUGCAGCAGAGCCGUCAGCAGCAGAGCCAGCGGCAGCAGAACCAGCAGCAGCCAAGCCGACAGCAACAGGGCCAGCAGCAAAUCGGCCAGACGCAUGCCAACCAGCAGCUAAAUGGUCUGCAAUACCAGCAGCAGCAGCAGCAGCAGCAGCAGAACUGGCUGCUGCAGCAGCAGCUACUGCAGCGUCAGCAGCAAAUGCUGUCCAAGCAGCAAGCACAGCCCCAGCAGCACCCCGUGCCCCAGCAACAGGCGCUGCCACAUCAGCAACAGCAUCGGAACCAGGUGCUACAGCAGCAGCAACAGCCGGGUCAACAGGUAGUGCAGCUCCAGCGGCAGGCGCAGCCCCAGCAGCAACAGCAACGGAAUCAGCUGCUACAGCAGCCGGGUCAACAGGUAGUGCAGCCGCAGCUGCAGGCGCAGCCCCAAGCCCAGCAGCAACAGCCGGGUCAACAGGUAGUGCAGUCCCUGCAGCAGGCGCAACCCCGGCAGCAACAGCAACGGAAUCAGCUGCUACAGCAGCCGGGUCAACAGGUAGUGCAGCCGCAGCUGCAGGCGCAGCCCCAAGCCCAGCAGCAACAGCCGGGUCAACAGGUAGUGCAGUCCCUGCAGCAGGCGCAACCCCGGCAGCAACAGCAACGGAAUCAGCUGCUACAGCAGCCGGGUCAACAGGUAGUGCAGCCCCAGCGGUUGGUACAAUCCCAGUCCCAACAGCAACGGAAUAGACCGUUGCAGCAGCAGGGGCUCCAACUGCCGGUUUUGAGCCCGCAGCAGCAGCAGCCGCAGCGGCAGCAGGCGGGUCAACAGCAGGUGCAGCCCCAGCAACAGGCACAGCUGGAGCAGUCGUGUUCCCGGCAACAGCAGCAGCAACAACCAAAGCAGCAGCAUCAGCAGCAUCCGCACCUGCAGCAGGCGCAGCUGGAACAGCUGCAGCCCUUGCGGCAGGCGCAGCCCCAGCAGUUAACGCAGCAGCGCCAUGUGCAGCAGCAACUUGCGAUGUCUCCAGCAAUCUCAGGCCUGCAGAGUAGGCAUACUCCACAACAGCAGCAGCAGCAGCCACUUCAGCAACUACACCAGCAGCAGCAGCAGCAGCAGCAAGAGCAGGAAAAGCAUCCUUGGUUUCGGCUGCCACCAGACCUUCAGCAAACACUGCUCAAGCAGCAUCUGCAGAGGCAGCAAGGAAAGCAAGGUGUCGCGUCCCUCGCCCCAUUACAAGCUCUCCAACCGCAACAGCCGCAGCAAGCACAGCAGCUUCAGCCUCCUGUGCAGCAGCACCAGCAGCAGCAGCAGCAGCAGUGGUGGAAGCAGCUACAGCAACCACAACCACAGUCACAGUCACAGUCACAGUUACUGUCACAGCCACAGUCACAGCAGCUGCAGCAGCACCAAGGGCGCAUUCAGGAACAAGAUGGUACCCUAUCUCAUCUGCAGCGUCUUCAGCAGCAGCAACAGAAGUACCAACGGCAGCAGCAGGCGCAGCAAGUUCACCACCAGCAGCAGCAGCAGCCACAGCAACAGCUGCAGCAGCUGAAACAGCAGCACUUGACUGUUCAGAGCAAUCAGCUUCAGCACCAGCAGCAGCAGUUGUUGCAACAGCAGAACAAUCUGCACCAACAACGUCUGUUGCUGCAGCAACCGCAGCCACAAUCACAACCGCAGCAGCACCAGCAGUUGUCACAGCCCCUGCAGCAGCAGCAGGAACACCUGCAGCAGCAGCAGCAGCAGCCUCAGAAACACUCGCUCCAAGACCAGCCGCUCCCGAGCCUAUGGCGAAGCAAGCGGAGGAAGACAGCACGUAAGGAGGACGAGGACGAGGAGAGGGACGAUGGUGCCGAUGCUGCAGACGCCUUCCCUGUCUCCCAGCCAAAGGUCCUGGAGCCCUUGCACUACCGAGCGCUCAGGUCCAUCCAUGAGUCCAUCCGCCAGGUGGAGAUGCUUUUUGGAGUGAAAGCCCUUAUGGUUACGGAGCGGAUGGAUGGGGCAGAGGGCAGGGAGAAUGGUGAGGGAGAGGCGGGGGAGCAGAAGGAGGGGCAGGAAGGAGCGGGAGAAGGGGGGGAAGAAGCGGCUGGAGAGGAGGAGCAGGGGGAGGGUGGGGGGGAUUUGAGCCCUGCGGCAAGAGGCGAGAACGUGGUGGCGAAAUGGGAGAAGGAGGAGAAGGAGGCGGAGUCUCGGAGGCGGAAAGCAGCAGCGCAGCAUGGGGACCUGCUGAGGAUGCAGCUGCAGGAGCUGAUCUCCUGGUGGGAGAAGAAGGUCGACGGGCGUCUGGGCCCGCGCGAACGCGACCCGUUCCAGGGGAAGGAGGAGGAGGAGAAGGCGGCGAAGGCAGAGCUGUUUGAAACGGUGCUGGGGGUGGUGCGGCUGCUGCCGGCCUUCCCGCCGGAUUGCCAGGGGAGUCUGGUGAAGAUGUGUGACGUGGGGGGUGAGGUGUGUGAGAGGACGGAUGUGGAGCUGUACUGGGUGGAGCGGGUGGUGGCGUAUAACCCGCCUGAGGUGCUCAAGAUGAUGCGCUCGGAGAAGGGGAUCAAGCAGCUGGAGGUGACAAUGUGUGAGAGGAAGGUGCGGUCGAGUGAGCAGGUGGUGGAGCAGAUGGUGAGGAACUCAGCAGCGCAGCUGAGGGAGGGAGGGGUGGAGACGGAGGCCUUCAUUCUCAGCCUCAAAUGCCCGCUUUCCCUCGCACGCAUCAAGGUGCCUGUUCGGGGCAAGAAGUGCUCCCACGAGAGCACGUUCGACCUGGCGUCUUACCUCCGGAUGAACCAGGGCCUGGCGAAGAACGUCAAGAGGGCGUGGCGCUGCCCCAUCUGCUACCAACAGCUGCUGUGGUCCGAGCUCUUCCUGGACGGUUUCAUGCAAAAGAUUCUCCAAGAAACAAGUGAAGAGGACGAGGAGGUGGAGGUGUUCCCCGAUGGCAGGUGGAGAAGGAUGGAGAGCGGUAACGGGGAUGAUGGCAGCUGUUCUGAGUCAGAUGAGGAGGAGAGAAUGAUUAUUGCUGCGCUGAAGAGGAGAGAGGCGGAGCAGAGGCGGAAGGAGGAGGAGGGAAAGCGGAAGGAGGAGGGGGAGGGGGGGAGUGCGGCUGACUCUGCUGCUGCCAGUGGUGGGUCGGAGAGUGUUGAAACGAAACGGAAGGGUGGGAAGAAGAAAGUGCUGGUCCCGCGGACUGUGUAUGCGAUUUACAAGAGGCAUGAGGUGGAGCAGAUGCGACAGCGGAAGGAGCAGCAGCAGCAGCAGCAGCAGCUGGGGCAGCAACACCAGGAGCAGCACAGAGUGGCUAGAGGAGAAACAUCAGCUGCAAAGAGCGCUGCUGGGGGAAGAAAGAGCGCUGCUGCUGUGAAGCCGGUGGAGCCAGAGGUGAUCGAGCUGCUGUCAGAUUCGGAUGAGGAGGAGGAGGAGGAGGAGGAUGGUGGAGGCGCUGCUGGUGCUGGUGGCAGUGCUGGUGGUUGCAGCAACGGCACUGGUUGUGGUGUUGGUGCUGGUGUUGGUGCUGGUGCUGGUGCUGGUGCUGGUGCUGGUGCUGGUUGUGGUGUUGGUGCUGGUGUUGGUGCUGGUGCUGGUGCUGGUGCUGGUGCUGGUGCUGGUUGUGGUGUUGGUGCUGGUGUUGGUGCUGGUGCUGGUGCUGGUGCUGGUGCUGGUGCUGGUGCUGGUGCUGGUGCUGGUUGUGGUGUUGGUGCUGGUGUUGGUGCUGGUACUGAUGUUGGUGCUGGUGCUGGGGGCAGUGACGGAAGGAACGCAGUGAGAAGCAACGGGGAUGAGUUGAAGGGGAGAGCCGGAGAGGGGGGAUUGCAAGGCGAACAGCCAAGGGUGGCUUUCAAACGUAUAAGAGGAAUCGCCAAGGUCAAAAUUAGAUGGCAUGUGUCAUCUCAUGUCGCACAAGCAGCAGUGGCAACGGCGCAAACAGCAACAGUGGCACCAGCAGCAGCAGGAAGAUCGGCCCCAAUACCACAACCGGCAAGUGCAGCAGCAGCAGCCCCAAUGCCACAAGCGGCAAGAGCAGCAGCAACUGCAGUGGCAGCAAGGGCAGCACCAGCGGCACAGGGAGCCAGAGUCCCACUACCACAAGCGGCAACAGCAGCAACACCAGCCGCACCAGCACCAGCAACAGGGGCGAGGCCAGCUGGCAUUAGCAAGGCGGUUCAAGCAACAACUGGCAUAGUCUUACCAGCCGGUGUCGCAGCAGCAGCAGCACCCGCAGCAGCAGCAGCAGCAGCAACCCCAGCAGCAGCAGCAGCAGCACCCCCAGUACCCGCAGCAGCAGCAGCACCCCCAGCACCCACAGCAGCAGCAGCAGCACAUUGUGUUGCCGUGGCAGCACGUCCAGUCGCAAAUGUGCCGUCAAUGAAUGCACGAAUGCCAGCACCAACGGGCAGCAGAGCAGCAGGUUUUACAGCAGCAGCAGCAAAAACAACAGCAGCAGGUACAGGAACAACAGGCGGAGGGGGAGGAGGAUUCCCAAAGCUCCACAUCAUCCCUCCUCGUCACCCGUCCACAGCAAAGCCAGCCAAUACCUCCCACUUGAACUCUAACUCGCAUCCCACAAACAGGCAGUCCCUGCAUCCUGCUCCCACAGUGAACCCCGCCCCUCUCUUGCACCGAUCCUCGUCAAGUAACAGUCACUCUUACGCCAAGAAUGCCGCCAUAACUGCUCCACUUGUCACUCAUGCCAGCGCUCACCAGAGCACCUCACGAGUCGCCUCUUCGUGUGUCCCCUGUGCCACUCCCUCGGUAGCCGCACUCUUACCUCCUGUUGGUUCUAGACCAAUCCUGGCCGCCACCUCCUCUCCCAUCUCUGCUGCUUCUCAUGCCGCCCCUGCCCCGGCUGCCGCCCCUGCCCCGGCUGCCGCCUCUGCUCUUCCUGCUGUCUCUGCUCUUCCUGCUCUUCCUGCUCUUCCUGCUCUUCCUGCUCUUCCUGCUGUCUCUGCUGCCGUUGCUACCUCCACUGCCCCUGCAUCAGCGAGAUCCUUUGCUACAAUUCCUAUCACCCCCCCCUUACCAUGAAUCCUCAAACCACCUCACAAGUGCUUGUGCUUCGCAAGUGCUUGUACACCGCAAGUGCUUGUUCGUGUGCCCGCCUCACAACAUGCACUGUUGACCAACCAUUUCUGCUCCUGCUGCUGCUGCUGCUGCUGCAGCUGCUGUAACUGCUGCUUCGGGGUUGGGGUUGUUUCUUGUCUUCCUGCUGACCCCGGGCCACCGCUUUCCUUUGGGCUCUGGACCAGCCCUACCUUUGCUUUAACCCCUGCCACAGUUGCUCUUCCUUGACUCACAAUUGCCAUGGAUGGGAGUGAUCAAAUGUUUUCCUGAGAGUGUACA